GCCCAUUUACGAUACUCAGGUAAUCGAAAUUCGGCCACCCCCAGCUACAGCAACAAUCGAUUGGCGAUAGACGAUAGUUGCCAGCUGUUUGGUCGCCCGUUUGUGUUGUGUAACUGAGUUUCAUUUUUGAACACCAAGAUGUCCGCAUCCGCUGCCCGAGGCUCCACGUCGCUGCUGAAGCGCGCCUGGAACGAGAUUCCGGACAUCGUCGGCGGAUCCGCCUUGGCCCUCGCCGGGAUCGUGAUGGCCACCAUCGGGGUGGCCAACUACUACGCCAACGACGGGGACAACCGGAAGUACAAGCUCGGCUACGUCGUCUUCCGCCACGACGAUCCGCGCGCCCAGAAAGUCCGCACCGAGGAGGAUGACUAGGGGACUACUAUGGACUCUCAUCUUUGAUUUAUUUGUUUACGCCAUAGCUAAGUAAAACAAACGAUAAAAUGUA
Messenger RNA from Drosophila takahashii, 445 nucleotides. RefSeq names its product NADH:ubiquinone oxidoreductase subunit A3 (gene NdufA3). The record is from RefSeq and is a predicted model, not a curated record. NCBI's taxonomy places the organism in Eukaryota, Metazoa, Arthropoda, Insecta, Diptera, Drosophilidae.